Molecule: messenger RNA, 1431 nt
Organism: Megalopta genalis
Lineage: Eukaryota; Metazoa; Arthropoda; Insecta; Hymenoptera; Halictidae
Gene: Tpx-4
Product: thioredoxin peroxidase 4
Biological process (GO): cell redox homeostasis; cellular oxidant detoxification
Cellular component (GO): cytosol; mitochondrion
Molecular function (GO): peroxiredoxin activity
Source: RefSeq, a predicted model, not a curated record
CGAUCCGUUGAAACAGUUUGUCGCGCGCCAUCGUCUAAAGUGGUCGCAGGAAACGAGCACCGGGCUAUUCCGCACGCACCGAGCCAGAAUACUUGAUCGAAACACGCGCACCGCGUCCAUCAUGAGGCUGAACUCGAUCUUACCGAACUUCAAGGCGGAGACCACUCAAGGUCCGAUCGAUUUCUACCAGUGGCAGGGCGACUCGUGGGUGGUUCUGUUCUCGCACCCCGCCGACUUCACCCCGGUCUGCACCACCGAGCUGGGACGCCUGGCCGUUCAUCAGCCGCACUUCGAGCGCAGGAACACCAAGCUGCUGGCCCAUUCCGUCGACAAGCUCAAGGACCAUGUCGAUUGGGUUAACGAUAUUAAAUCUUAUUGCCAAGACAUUUGCGGCUCGUUCCCUUAUCCAAUCAUCGCCGACCACGAUCGCAGCCUGGCGGUGAAGCUGGACAUGAUCGACGAAGAAGGCAAAGAUGAUCCAGAAAAGGCAAUAACCGUCCGCUCGCUCUACAUCAUCAGCCCCGAUCACCGUCUACGCUUGUCGAUGCAGUACCCGACCUCCACCGGUCGCAACGUCGACGAAAUCCUGCGUGUCAUCGAUUCGCUGCAGCUCGUCGAUAGGAUCCCGCAGAUUGCGACUCCGGCCAACUGGGUGCCAGGAGAGAAGGUGAUGAUCCUGCCGACCGUGAAAGACGAGGAACUCGCGAAACUGUUCCCCGGCGGUGUCGACAAAGUUUCGAUGCCUUCUGGAAAGGUGUACGUCCGCACCACCACCGACUAUUAAGCCGUGCCUCGUGCCUAAUUCGUCGUCGAUACAAACCUUUUGUACCACUCUUCUCGUCCGUUACGCGUGAUUUGUAACGCAGCGGACGCUUCGAAAUAAAGCAACGCGCCGAAAAAUGUAUCGGAAAAGCGAGUUCGUUCGAUGCGCUAUCUUCGCGAAUUCGACGAUGUUUUGCGGACGCGCAACUAUUUUGCCAAACGGUAACCGAUAACUGCUGCCGCGCUGAUAGCGACUGUUUACGCAGCAGCGUAAUCGAGAAUUUUAUCCGCCCUCCAGAAGCCCGAUAAAAACUAUCGUAGGAGCUUGCUCGUUACGCAAGUUGGUUCGAGUUUGCGCUGGCUGCAAGACAAUGAUCGAGUCGUUGUUUGUAAAUGUAAUUAGCUGUACCAAAAGAAUGAUACGUUUCGUGGCGUUCUCGUAAUUACGGUCGAUUCGAUACGAUGAGAAAUCUUUCUGGAAUUUUGGAAAGAAGCAAGGACGGAACGGAACGAACGAUAAGAUAACGAUCGCGGGUAAGAAGGACGAUUCGAUAACGGUGGACAUAUCGCACCGAGAUAACGAUGCUACAGAUAAAAUAGAGGAAAUACAAAAGAUACGACGAAAGAACGUUGCGACGAAAUAGACAAAAAUAAACGAGUUCUUCCAGA